This is a messenger RNA of Neltuma alba, 544 nucleotides long. RefSeq lists its product as uncharacterized. The coding region runs from base 44 to 523 and encodes 159 amino acids. The transcript has 3 exons. Lineage: Eukaryota; Viridiplantae; Streptophyta; Magnoliopsida; Fabales; Fabaceae. The record is from RefSeq and is a predicted model, not a curated record.
AUCCUCAACCCACAAACACGUUUCGUUUUCUUUAUUCUCACAAAUGGCAAGUCCGGGGGGAAUGUUUCUGUGUUUCUUGAUCGUGGUCUUGGAUAUCGCGGCUGGAAUUCUUGGCAUCGAGGCCGAGAUUGCACAGGAUAAGGUUAAGCACGUGAGGUUGUGGAUAUUUGAGUGUAGGAACCCAAGUCACCAAGCUUUCAUGUUGGGUUUAGGCGCUGCACUACUUUUCGGGUUAGCUCAUGUGAUAGUCAAUUUGAUUAAUGGCUGUAGCUGUGUCUGUUCUCAAGAAGAGCUUCAGAAGGCUCCCCCAAAUAGGCAACUCUCUGUAGCCUCCCUCAUCUUAACCUGGGUGGUGUUGGCCGUUGGAUUAUCGAUGCUGGUGAUAGGGACGAUGUCAAACAACAAGCGAGACGGCUCGUGUGGGCUGUCGCAUCAUCAUUUUCUGUCCAUUGGUGGCAUUUUGUGUUUUGUUCAUGCCUUCCUCUCUGUUGUUUAUUACAUUUCUGCCACUGCCUCGCUGUAGGCUGCAGGCUCCUCCUUCAUC